Dracunculus medinensis (Guinea worm) is the source of this 1311-nucleotide messenger RNA. The record is from the annotation of a GenBank genome assembly. Lineage: Eukaryota; Metazoa; Nematoda; Chromadorea; Rhabditida; Dracunculidae.
AUGACAAAAAACAAAGCGCGUGAAGUUGUUAGCCUGCAUGUUGGACAAGCUGGAGUUCAAAUUGGUAACGCUUGUUGGGAAUUAUAUUGCUUAGAACAUGGAAUACAACCAGAUGGUAUUAUGCCAAUGGACUCAACGCUUGGUAUCGAAGAUGCGUCCUAUAAUACUUUUUUCAGCGAAACUCAUUCCGGCAAGCAUGUACCUCGGGCAAUUUUUAUCGACUUGGAGCCAACUGUAGUCGAUGAAGUUCGAACUGGAACAUAUCGAACUUUAUUUCACCCAGAGCAGUUGAUAACGGGCAAAGAAGAUGCUGCGAAUAAUUAUGCUCGAGGUCAUUACACUAUUGGAAAAGAAUUAAUCGAUGUAUGCAUGGAUCGAAUUCGAAAGUUAACAGAGAGAUGCAAUGGUCUGCAAGGUUUUUUAGUAUUUCAUUCAUUUGGUGGUGGUACUGGUAGUGGUUUUGCAUCACUUAUGAUGGAACGACUUUCAAUUGAUUACGGUAAAAAAGCUAAAUUAGAAUUCAGCAUUUAUCCUGCACCACAAAUAAGCACCGCAAUGGUCGAACCAUAUAAUUCCAUUUUAACUACGCAUACCACUUUGGAACAUUCAGAUUGUUCAUUUAUGGUCGAUAAUGAAGCAAUUUAUGAUAUUUGCCGAAGAAAUCUCGAUAUUAAAAGUCCAACUUAUACAAAUUUGAAUCGACUAAUAGCACAAAUUGUUAGUUCAAUAACGGCAUCGUUGCGUUUCGAUGGUGCUCUUAACGUUGACUUAACCGAAUUUCAAACAAAUUUGGUACCCUAUCCACGCAUUCAUUUUCCACUAGCAACAUUCUCACCUAUUAUUUCAGCUGAAAAAGCAUAUCAUGAACAAUUGUCGGUAGCCGAAAUUACAAAUAAAUGUUUUGAACCAGGAAGCCAAAUGGUUAAAUGUGAUCCAAGAAACGGCAAAUAUAUGGCUUGUUGCUUAUUGUUUCGUGGUGAUGUCGUUCCAAAGGAUGUCAAUUCAGCGAUUGCAGCAAUAAAAACUAAGCGAACUAUUCAAUUUGUUGACUGGUGUCCAACUGGUUUCAAACCUCCAACAAUCGUGCCUGGAGGUGAUUUAGCAAAAUUACAACGAGCUGUCUGCAUGCUGUCCAAUACAACUGCUAUUGCAGAAGCCUGGUCUAGAUUAGACCACAAAUUCGAUUUAAUGUAUGUUGGAGAAGGAAUGGAGGAAGGUGAAUUUUCAGAAGCACGUGAAGAUAUGGCUGCACUGGAAAAAGACUAUGAAGAAGUUGGAGCAGAUUCAUUUGAUCCCACAGAGGAAUAUUAA